Asparagus officinalis (garden asparagus) is the source of this 1593-nucleotide messenger RNA. Its product is annotated as transcription factor MYB3R-1-like. Gene Ontology annotation, biological process: regulation of DNA-templated transcription. Gene Ontology annotation, cellular component: nucleus. Bases 1 to 990 code for a protein of 329 amino acids. Gene Ontology annotation, molecular function: DNA-binding transcription factor activity, RNA polymerase II-specific; RNA polymerase II cis-regulatory region sequence-specific DNA binding. The record is from RefSeq and is a predicted model, not a curated record. The transcript has 4 exons. NCBI's taxonomy places the organism in Eukaryota, Viridiplantae, Streptophyta, Magnoliopsida, Asparagales, Asparagaceae.
AUGACUGUAUCCAUCUAUGUUUCCCUUUGGAGAUGCUGUUCGUUUAUUGACUGCAGCGAGCAGCAGCUCACGGGCAGCUCUACUUCACCUCUGUACGUUCUUGAUACUGUUACUGUUACUGUUACUGUUACUGUACAGGGAGGGAGAGGACCGUUUGGCGGGAAGGGUCGGUCUGUUGGCGACUGCGGCCAGUCUAAGCUGUGUGCGAGAGGACAUUGGAGGCCUGCUGAAGACUCCAAACUCAGAGAACUUGUAGCUCUCUACGGCCCUCAGAACUGGAACCUCAUUGCUGAGAAGCUUGAAGGAAGAUCAGGGAAGAGCUGCAGGCUGAGAUGGUUCAACCAGCUGGACCCAAGGAUCAACAGGAGGGCUUUCAGCGAAGAGGAGGAACAGAAGCUGAUGGCUGCUCACAGAUUGUACGGCAACAAAUGGGCUAUGAUCGCUAAGCUGUUCCCCGGGAGGACCGACAACGCGGUGAAGAAUCACUGGCACGUGAUCAUGGCCAGGAAAUACAGGGAACAGUCGAGCGGUUACAGGAGGAGGAAGCUCCCCCAAUCUCAUCAUCUCCAGAGGAUCAGGAGGACAUCGUCUCUAGUACUCGCCAGCCAUCGUGAGGCGGAGGAUCAGGAGGCUGCUGCUGCUGCAGAUCACGAGGUGGAGGAUCAUGGCACCUCUCGAUAUUGUUUCUCUUAUUCUGCUGCCCUUGAUCUGGGCUCGAAUCACUUGAUGACCGGUGAAGGAAGAGAUAAUCCGCAGAUUUCAUCGAGCCAUCAUCAGGAUGGGUACUUAGCUUGUGCACAGCAGAGUCCUUUUGAUUUCCUAUCACUGUCAGCACCCGGUCCAACAACAAGGGCCCGUGGGAAGACGAGAAUAUCCUCCCCUCCCUCGAAGGGUGUCUUCAACGUUGACGGCCAGCGGUCGUCGUGCUACCCAAACGACAACACCAGCUGCAGCUGCUCCUCACCUGUUCGCGACGCAGCAGUCUUUUAGUAGUUAUUACCCGGCGGCAUCACCUCAUGACGCUUCUGCAGCUGCGUGCGGAGCGACAACCUCAGGCCGUAGUAUUGAAAAUGGAGCGGUAUCGUCGCUUGAUGACGCCCCUUUUGAAGCACCUUCUUUCAUUGAUUUUCUCGGAGUCGGAAUGUACUCUACUUAAUUAAUUGAUGAGAAGGGCCGGAUCGAUGAAUAGACAUACAUUACAUGCAGAAAUGAGGGGGAGGGGGGGCUAAAUAUUUAAUUGGAAAUUAAACUUGGUGAUCGAAUACCUACGUACAUCUAAGGGGAACACCCAUCAUAUAUAUAUAUAUAUUAGUUUGCAAGUCACUAAUCUAUAUUAAUAUAUAAAGCAGGCCGGCCGUCACUCGAUGAUCACAUGCUAGCUCCUGUUUCUUUUUAGUUAGGUAUUCUUUGUAUCUCUAAUUCAUUUUCAUCUCCUUUCGGGGUUUAGCUGCACGUGUUAAACCAGUACUCCUCUGUCUUCCGAAGCAGCUGUUAGCUUUCAUUGAAGAAUUAGGGAACACGGUCGUCAAGGUAAGAGCUUCGGCUUCAGGAGUAAAAGUACCAAAUUUUAAUAUCAAAAAUAUGCUUUUAUGG